This is a messenger RNA of Anthonomus grandis grandis, 4238 nucleotides long. RefSeq lists its product as uncharacterized. Bases 125 to 3670 code for a protein of 1181 amino acids. The record is from RefSeq and is a predicted model, not a curated record. Gene Ontology annotation, biological process: regulation of GTPase activity; signal transduction. NCBI's taxonomy places the organism in Eukaryota, Metazoa, Arthropoda, Insecta, Coleoptera, Curculionidae. The transcript is spliced from 13 exons. Gene Ontology annotation, cellular component: cytoplasm.
CACCAUCAAAUCAUAAAGCAAAUAAAACUCGGUCUUUUCCGAAAACUGUCUCGCGCCCGUCGAAAUAGGUACUACACUCUCAUUAAUAAAUUACAAAUGCGAAGGUGGUGACUAAUAAACCGAAAUGACGUCGAGCAAUGAAAUUAUGCUGAAAUCGUGGUUGAGAACGCUCAGAUUCAGUACCGAACAUUACGAAGACACCUUAGAAUCGGAAAACGAUUGCGGGUGCCGCGAAUACAAUAGACCAUCAUCGACAAAUGCGAAAAGUAUGACUAGCGGUGGCGAUAAUACGAGCGAAGAUAGUGAUGACGGGCGGUACGUAAAUAUUUGGGACUGUGCGAGCAGUGAGAAAAGCGAAAAUAAGUUUCAGAAUUCACUUGAAUCGGUGGAGUUUGUGAGUUUAUCUACCUGUGAGGGUGAUUGUUGCUUCAGUGCUGUCAGCGGCACGGAUUUAAGUUCUGGAUCGUUUUAUAUGGAAGAAACUGGAUCUACUAGUCAGGGUGGUUUGACACAAAGUUUAGAUAGAAGAAUCCCGAAGAAACCUAUAGUUUCAAAAGGAAAAAAACCUGUAGCAACUCCAAGACUCAGUAAAGGGUCAUAUAGCAACAAACAAUCAGAGAGUGAGCCGAUUUAUAUGAACCUGCCUUUAAGAACUUCUAAUGCAAGUAGUCUGACAGAUUCACAAGUAUCAUAUGAUGAUUCUAACAUAUAUGAAAACCUUCCAGUAAGACCGGCUUCUACCAGUAAUCAAUCAGAAUCAAUAUACGAGAAUCUGGUUCAAUCGCUCUCUCACACUUCAACAGAUUCGUUAAAGUUUGAACAAGAAGUGACUUCAACAAUUCAAUACUUGGAGAAUGUUCUUGAAGCAGUGGAUGUGAACAGUGAAAGUUCAGAAAGUGAAGAAUUUGAAUCUGUUUUAUGCCAAGAAGACCAAAUGUCUGAUUGUUCCUCAAUAGAUUCGAAAAUUAUUGAGCAAAUUCGUGCGGUUCAAGAGACCAAGACUGUUCAGUAUGCUGAAAGGUCUAGUAGCUUCAACUACAUGAGCAAGGAGCAUGUUGCUAUAAGAAAUAAAAAUUCUAAUGCGUUUUUAGAAGAAUCUGAACCAAAUCUUCCUCAGGAAAUUAAAAGCAUUCCUUUACCAAAAGGCAAAAGCUAUAAUUUCCAAGUUGAAAAUAGGUUUUCUGCUCCUGUUAAUAUCACUGAUAAAGUACCAGGAGUUAGAAGGUGUCAUAGCUUUAAAGAAGAUAAUUUUGAACAACCUACUUAUGUUAAUAUUAACGAGUUGAGAAAAAACCUCAAGAGGCUCUCUGAUGCGACUUGUGUCGCUUGUGAUAACUUUGCUUUAGAAAAAUGUAGUUUACCUUUAAGUUAUGCCAAAGAAUCGAGAAUAAGUAGUAUAUUUGAAGAGGGAAUUGUGGAAGAACUGGUGCCAUCAGAUUUAUCUAGAAAUUCACAGAACGUUAUGAAGGACUCAAGGGAAGAUGUGCUGUUUUGGAUGGCAUUGCUGACUAAACAUUUUGGAGAUGAUAUUGAGGAAUAUGAUGGGCGAUUUCGAAAUAUUGAGGGGGAUUUCAUGGAAGAUAAGGAGCUCCUAAAAUCCAUAAACCAAGUUCCCAAAGACCGUUCGGAUCGACCGAAAGAAAAUAAAUUUCCAUUGGAUGAUGACGUUAAAUUACGAAGAAAACCUGAGAUUCGAAACAAUCGACUUUCGAAAACCACUGAUUACGAUUCUAACGUUAGAAAGCGUAAUAAUAAUAUUAUUACCAACACGAAAAAUUUCGAUAUACGAGGCAUCAUGAAAAUCGACCUACCUACCGGAUCAGUGCUAACCAAAUGGAAAGAAGAAUAUAUUUCUUACGAAAAUGAAAACUUUUAUAGGAUAAAUGAAAAAACAAAAAAUAAAGAACUGCUAUAUUUCAAUGUAGCCAUAAAAUCCAUUCGUUAUCCGAAAUCCAAAGAGUCCAAAGAAGUGGAAAUUAGGGACAAUAAGAGCAUUUUUAUGCUCCAUUUUCAAGAGCUUAAGUAUGCCAGGCAAUUCAUGGAAAAUGACCGGAUACAAGACUAUCUUGUUGAUAAUAAACAUACCAUUAAGAAAACUUUGCUUAGGUUUUUAGGUAAAAGAUCGAGUAUAGAAAUUUUAGAAAAGAAAGGAAUUUACAAGAACGAGAACAUAUUUGCAAACACUUUAGCAAAAAUCUAUAACAAAAGUGGUCUGCUAGUUCCUAUGUUUAUUUACGAGGUGAUCCAGCUGGUUGAAUUGCCUGAAAAUAUCACCACGUUAGGUAUUUACCGGACUUCCGGAAAUUUAGCCAUUAUACAGAAGAUCAGAUGUGAAGUAGACAAUGGUAGAUUGAAUAUUUUGAGUCAGUAUGCUAAAGACCCGGACGUGUUGACAGGAAGUUUGAAGUUGUUUUUCAGAGAACUAAAGGAACCACUUAUUUCACCAGAUGUUUGUGAAAAGCUUUUGGAAUUAACCAAAACUGAACCAGCUAAAAUGUCUUCAAAAGAUCACACAAGAAUCAGAUCAGUUUUAAUUAAAAAUCUGCACGAAGCAAACUUGGAAACCUUCGCAGUUCUUAUGAAACACCUUAUUGAGGUGGCCAAGUAUAAAGAAUACAACAAGAUGGACGCUUAUAAUUUGGCAAUUUGUUGGGGGCCUACAAUGAUAUUUUCUGCUCAUCCUGAAACACUCACGCCUGCAACUAUAGAACUUUCUAAGGAUAUUGUAGCACAAAGUCAUGAUGCUACUAAACUUGUGGAUUUUUUAUUAGGAUAUUAUGAGUUGUACCCAGCGGAGUUGGCAUCACUGGGCAGAGGACCAAAACUGGAAAGUGAAUCAGAGAGACUUCAUCUGCUGGGCCGACAAGAUUCCAAAGAUAGUAUGGAUAGCUAUGACAGCAUGAGAAGUAAAAAAAGUGGAAGUAGCGUAAGUUUAAGCGUGGACGAAAUAACAAAAAGACUAGUGGAGUACAUAGAGCCGCAAAUAUCUACGGAAGGUCUCUAUCUGAAGCAAGGAUCUACAGACAAAACGAGCAAAAUUAUCAAGAAACUAAACAAAAAGAAAAUAAACGAGCUGGAAAAGUACAAGAAUGACGUUCUUGAGUUGGCAGAGGCUCUUAAGAAAUAUUUAAAAGAUCAAGACUGUUUGGUGACACCUGAUGCUUUGGAGUCAGUUUUGAGGAUUUCUCCCGAUAGCUCUUAUAGUUGCUUAGAACCAGCUACAAGGCGUAAACUGAUCAGCCAAAUAGAAGACACGCCCAAAAAAGAUACCUUAAUCUUCCUUCUGCGACAUUUGGCCAAAGUGCUUGAAUACCAAGAAUCUUCUUAUGGAGUACCUAAAAACCAAUUGCUUACCAUUUGGACUAACGUUUUAAAUAAUCAGAAAAAAACCAAAACUAGUAAUGAAGAGUUUGAGAAGUUUUUAUCGGUUGCUGUAAAGGUAUUCAACGAUAACUUGCCCGAUGUUGUUAGGUCCAGUUUCAAUAAUAACGGAAAUAGCCCUAAUAGAAAUGGAAGCAUGAAUGAGCUUUUUAAAGAAAUGAAAAUGCAACACCACUUUCAAUCAGACCAAACGGACAGAAACAGCAGAUACGACAAUGUCGACUCUGAUGUAGGAGAAGCAUCAAUACUGGAAGAAACAGAAGAAAAGACUGAGCAAACAAAGUUGUGACAAUAAUUUGUUUUAAAUAAAAUCACUUUUUUUGCAUUUAAUAUAUGGCUAGUCGAACAAGUGUGUGGAUAAAUUUAACUCUUGGUUAAAAAGAAAUGUGUUUGAUUUUACGGACUUGCCAAAGAUUAGAAACGUUUUCUGAAAUGUGGAAAGACUACCAUUAGUUUUAUCUUUUAAUUUAAGAUGAGCACUUUUUUAACGUUAUCUUGCAUUGACAAUAUUAUUGUAAAUAUUUAAUAAGACUGUAUAAAUAGGGAUGCAUUUAUUGUAACGUAUUUUUAAUAACAUUUAACAUUGCUAAAAAAUCUAUUUGAGACAACCAUUGACAAUAAAAUAAGGGUGUGAAUUGACUAACCCGAAGAGUUAGUCAAACCCCAAUGUUACAAAUAAUUUUGGAUAUUUUUGUUUUAUAAUUAAAUUAUAAGAUGUUUUACAUUACAUGAGAAGAACAAGCUUGUUAUUAUAUUUGUUAAGUUUUGUAUUCUACAUAAUGUGAUAUCUUUUAGGUUAAUUUUAUGUAAAUAUUCAAUAGUUAUACUUAUAUAGAUUAAUAAAAUGUUAAAAAUUC